AGUGGCACCCGGUGCUGAGAGAUAAUUUAUCUAAGUGUUUGGAGCCUGCUAAGUACCUUUAAAGUGUGCUGGGCAUCAGGGUGGUUGAUACGAAAACCGUAUACUGGAAGCGAAUCUAAUCACACAAGUCCCUACCAAGUCAUAGUUACAAACAAAGGGAACAACCAACCAUUGAGCUACUAAAGGUCACGAUGCAACUCAUUCACUCAGCAUUUUUGAGUGCUGGACUAUCCUCUCUGGUCACCGCUAUCGAAUCUAACCAGGUCUUUCAAAUCCCAUACAUUAAUGCCCACGAACCGAGCGGAAGACCUGGCAACAGUCCUUACUGCACUAUAGACUUCACAAUUAUUGAUGCCGCGUCAAACGCAAGCACCUCAUGUUCGGUAGAACAUGGCUGCCUCUCGGAUAGCGAUGUGGCCUUGAAGCCCCUUCCAACCGAGCAGUCGCCAAAGGUCUGCAAUGAUACCAGCUUCAACUUCUACGUACCCGAAUACCAGGACUUUGGAGAUUACAAGGUGCACGUUGAGCACGGCACACAUGAAGCAACAAGCAAGACCAUCAAUGGUGAUAACUACCCGGACGGCUACCAACUCAACUGUGGAGGAAGUGGUGUCUGCAAUGCUUGGUUCGCUAACUCAGUUAGCCCAAUCGUGCUCGACUUCGAGAAUUGA
Truncatella angustata is the source of this 671-nucleotide messenger RNA. RefSeq lists its product as uncharacterized. The record is from RefSeq and is a predicted model, not a curated record. The coding region runs from base 192 to 671 and encodes 159 amino acids. NCBI's taxonomy places the organism in Eukaryota, Fungi, Ascomycota, Sordariomycetes, Amphisphaeriales, Sporocadaceae. The transcript has 2 exons.